Cuculus canorus (common cuckoo) is the source of this 1776-nucleotide messenger RNA. It is a transcript of the gene SARS2, whose product is annotated as seryl-tRNA synthetase 2, mitochondrial. The record is from RefSeq and is a predicted model, not a curated record. NCBI's taxonomy places the organism in Eukaryota, Metazoa, Chordata, Aves, Cuculiformes, Cuculidae. The transcript has 16 exons. Gene Ontology annotation, cellular component: mitochondrion. Bases 16 to 1566 code for a protein of 516 amino acids. Gene Ontology annotation, molecular function: serine-tRNA ligase activity; ATP binding; tRNA binding. Gene Ontology annotation, biological process: mitochondrial seryl-tRNA aminoacylation.
CAGCGGGCGGCCAAGAUGGCGGCGCGGCGGGCGCUGUGGGCGGUGCGGCGGGGCUGGCGGGGGGCGGGCGGUGCGGCGGCGGCGGCACCGGGGCCGGUACCGGGGUCGAUCCCGGGGCGGAGCCGCCUGUACGAGCACGUGCGCGAGGGCCUGAGCGCCAAACCACAGCUGGAGGUGGAGGCACUGAGCGAGGCUGACCUGGAGCGGCGGAAGGGGCCGAUGAGGGGGAGCGACCUGCGAGAUAUCGUGCAGACGUGGUCGCGGCUGCAGGAGCUGCGGCGCUGCAUCGCCCGUCUGCAGCACGAGAAGGACGGCGUGGCGCAGCGCGUGCGGGCGCUCGUGGCCGCCCACCAGAAGCCGACAGCGGAGGCGGUACCCGAUUUGGCGGCGCUGCGGGCGCAUGGGCGGCAGCUGCGGUUGCAGUUGCAGGAGCUGCAGGCGGAGGAAGCCGAGCUGGACGAGCGCUUCUAUGUCAAAGCCCUGCAGCUCCCCAACCGCACUCACCCCGAGGCGCCAGUGGGUGACGAGAGCCAGGCGCGGGUGCUGGAGGUGGUGGGGGAGAAACCAGUGUUUGAUUUCCCGCCGCGGGGGCACCUGGAGCUGGGGGAGCGGCUCGACAUCAUCCGGCAGCGGCGGCUGUCACAUGUGUCGGGGCAUCGCUCGUACUAUCUGUGCGGGGCGGGGGCACUGCUGCAGCACGCGCUGGUGGCCUUCGCCAUGGGCAAGCUGCUGCCCAAGGGGUUCCUGCCCAUGACGGUCCCCGACCUCCUGCGCGGUGCCGUCUUUGAGGGCUGUGGGUUCCCCCCCGGUGCCCCCCAACCUGGUGCUCCCCCCUCGCCUGUUUACACCAUCGACCCCUCCCGAUUUGAGGAUCUGUGCCUGGCGGGGACGGCCGAGGUGGGCAUCGCAGGGUAUUUCAUGGACCACGCAGUGCGGCUGCAGGAUCUGCCCAUCCGCGUGGUGAGCUCCAGCACCUGUUACCGCGCCGAGACUGACACCGGGCGGGAGCCGUGGGGGCUCUACCGCGUCCACCAGUUCACCAAGGUCGAGAUGUUCGGGGUGACGGCGGCCGAGUCGGGCUCGGAGAGCGAGGAGCUGCUGGCCGAGUUCGUGGCGCUGCAGAAGGAAAUCUUCUCCGAGCUGGGGCUUCAUUACAAGGUUCUGGAUAUGCCGACGCAGGAAUUGGGGCUCCCCGCGUAUCGCAAAUUCGAUAUUGAAGCGUGGAUGCCCGGACGGGGCAAAUAUGGGGAGAUUUCCAGUGCUUCCAACUGCACCGACUACCAAAGCCGUCGCCUCAACAUCAUGUACCGCGACGGCACCGGACGGCUCCGCCAUGUGCACACGGUGAACGGCACGGCCUGUGCUGUCUCGAGGAUGCUCAUCGCUCUCUUGGAGUGCAACCAGUUAGCGGAUGGGCGGGUGCGGGUGCCCCCCCCCCUGCAGCCCCUGCUGGGACGGAGCGAGCUGGUGCCCCCCCCCGCCCCCCUGCUGAAAUACAUCGGCCCCAACCAGCCGCGGGGGGGCAGGGGGCACCGAGACCCCCCCAUAACCCCGGGGGGGCACUAAGACCCCCCAAACUAGCCGCGGGGGGGCAGGGGGCACCGAGACCCCCCCAUAACCCCGGGGGGGCACUAAGACCCCCCAAACUAGCCGCGGGGGGGCAGGGGGCACCGAGACCCCCCCAUAACCCCGGGGGGGCACUGAGACCCCCCCCAAACUAGCCGCGGGGGGGGGACAGGGAGCACUGAGACCCCCCCUAUAACCCCAGGGGGGCAC